AUGACGAAGGCCUACAGGACUGUCUCUCUCAACUCGGCCCUACUGCUUGCCGGAGUGCUCCCCCUUGACAUCAGAGUGCGGGAAACCGCACUCCUAUAUGAGGUCAAGAGGGGGCACUCUAGCGAGGUAGUGGGUGACCGGGAGGUGGAGGCUCCUGUGGCCUUCGUCAGCUUGGACCACCCGGCGGAGCGGAUGGGCGGGAGCUUCAAAUGCCUGGCGGAUGGGGCGGAACUGGCUCGACACGUCGGUGAGGGUCUCAGUAUCUUCACCGACGGAAGCAAGAUCGAUGGGAAAGUCGGAGCGGCGCUGUCCAUAUGGAACGGUGCUGCCGAGACGAGUACCAGAAAAUUGCGGCUCGAGCCAUACUGCUCCGUCUAUCAGGCGGAACUUCUCGCCCUCCGCAAAGCCGUGGAGGAGGCGCUCCGUAGCGGGCUUCCUGCGUGCGGCAUCUUCAGCGACGCAAGGUCCGCUCUCGACGUCGUCACCAGAGGUGAUUCCCUCCACCCCAUAGCGUUUGAAAUUAAAAAUUUAUUAAAAGAAGCCUGGAAACGCACCCAGAAAAUUGAACUUUUCUGGGUGAAGGCACAUGUGGAGUUGGAGGGAAACGAGAGGGCGGACGUACUCGCUAAGAAGGCCGCACAACACCUGAAGACCCGUGCGCAUUACGACAAAUGUCCGGUUUCGUUCGUCAAGCGACAGAUCCGAAAGGACUCGAUUGACGAAUGGAGCCGGAGAUACGCGGACGGAGAGACGGCUUCGGUGACGAAGCUGUUCUUUCCGGACGCGGUCGAGGCGCACAGGGUCGUAAGGCGGAUCGCCCUGGACGCCACACUGACGCAGGUGUUCACGGGGCACGGCGGGUUCUCCGAGUACUUGCAUCGGUUCAAGUGCAAGGAGAGCCCGGCGUGCCAAUGUGACCCUGACGUUCAGGAAACGGUCCCACAUCUCCUGCUCGAGUGUCCCAUCCACGCAGUGGAAAGAUAUGAGCUUGAGACUGCAACAGAUAUAAGUUUAAAAAUAGAUAAUAUAAAUAGGAUAAUUAAGGAUAGACAUAAAAUAGAUAGGUUUUUAAGUUACUGUAAGGAAAUAGUACGUAAGAUAAAUAAUAGAAAUAAGUAG
Molecule: messenger RNA, 1119 nt
Organism: Manduca sexta (tobacco hornworm)
Lineage: Eukaryota; Metazoa; Arthropoda; Insecta; Lepidoptera; Sphingidae
Product: retrovirus-related Pol polyprotein from type-1 retrotransposable element R1
Exons: 1
Coding region: 1-1119 (372 amino acids)
Molecular function (GO): nucleic acid binding; RNA-DNA hybrid ribonuclease activity
Source: RefSeq, a predicted model, not a curated record